Molecule: messenger RNA, 781 nt
Organism: Eurypyga helias (sunbittern)
Lineage: Eukaryota; Metazoa; Chordata; Aves; Eurypygiformes; Eurypygidae
Gene: STAC
Product: SH3 and cysteine rich domain
Exons: 6
Biological process (GO): skeletal muscle contraction; positive regulation of voltage-gated calcium channel activity; positive regulation of protein localization to plasma membrane
Cellular component (GO): extrinsic component of cytoplasmic side of plasma membrane
Molecular function (GO): transmembrane transporter binding
Source: RefSeq, a predicted model, not a curated record
AUGAUUCCUCCGAGCAGCACGGCUGAAGUCAGCGUGGAGAGUGUGGAGAGAGAGAAUGAGGUGGAGAACACAGAGCAGCCCCCCUCUCCAGCAUCAACUACCAGCCAGGAAUCCAAGCUGCAGAAACUGAAACGAUCACUCUCCUUCAAGACCAAGAGCUUGCGGAGUAAAAGUGCAGACAAUUUCUUCCAGAGGACUAAUAGCGAUGUGAAACUGCAAGUAGACUUGAUGCCUGAGGUGAGCACGAGCACUGGGCAGCUCCCUAGCUCAGAGAGCCAGGCAUCCUCCCCCACCAGAGCCCAGCAGCUGCCAGAAAACAGCAAGGCUCAUAUCUUCCAGGAGCACAUCUUCAAAAAACCCACCUUCUGCGAUGUCUGCAACCACAUGAUUGUUGGGACAAACGCUAAGCAUGGACUGCGCUGUAAGGCCUGUAAGAUGAGCAUCCACCACAAGUGUGCAGACAGUAUUGGACAGCAGCGUUGCAUGGGCAAGCUGCCAAAGGGAUUUCGACGGUAUUACAGCUCACCACUACUCAUUCAUGAACAGUUUGGCUGCAUCAAAGAAGUGAUGCCUAUUGCCUGUGGAAACAAGGUUGACCCUGUGUAUGAAACCCUCCGCUUUGGGACUUCCUUAGCUCAGAAAACAAAAAAGGGCAGUUCUGGAAGUGGGUCUGACUCUCCCAACAGAAACUCUACAGCUGACCUGGCAGAAGUUCCUGAGGAAGGUGAUAGCUCUGCAGGAACCCUCGACAUGCUGCCAGGCCAGGGUAGCAUCGUCAGAG